Phragmites australis (common reed) is the source of this 1500-nucleotide messenger RNA. Its product is annotated as disease resistance protein RPM1-like. Bases 1 to 1500 code for a protein of 499 amino acids. The record is from RefSeq and is a predicted model, not a curated record. The transcript has a single exon. Gene Ontology annotation, biological process: defense response to other organism. NCBI's taxonomy places the organism in Eukaryota, Viridiplantae, Streptophyta, Magnoliopsida, Poales, Poaceae. Gene Ontology annotation, molecular function: ADP binding.
AUGGAGGCAACAGCGUUGAGUUUAGCCAAGCUCGCCCUCGACACGCUGUUGCCGGUGGCCAAGAACGCCCUCGCCGAUGAGGCAAUGCUCCUGCUCGGCGUCCACGAGGAGGUGUCCUUCAUCACCAACGAGCUGGAGAUGAUGCAGGCCUUCCUGCGGGUGGCUGGCGCCGAUCACCGGGCGAACAACGAGGUCGUCAAGAUAUGGGUGAAGCAGGUCCGCGACUUGGCGUACGACGUCGAGGAUUGUCUCCAGGAGUACCUCGCCCUCGACCUCGGCGCUGUGGGAUGCGACUUGCCGCCGUUCGCACGGUGCCUCAGGGCGUGUGCAGUAACGGCGGCCGGCCGGCUGAGAACUCAGCACCACAUCGCUGUCCGGAUAAGACAAAUGAAAGGCAGGGUCGAGGAAGUGAGCAAAAGAAACCUCCGGUACAAUAUCGUCGUCCAGCCGGUUGACCCUACUGCCAACCCCGACAUCAUCGAGCACCUGGCACUCGAUCCCGUGAAAUUCGCUGCCGACAUCGCCACCGAGGAGUCGCAGCUCGUAGGACGCGACCAGUCUAGAGCGGAGCUGGUUGACCGGCUAGUGGGCUUGCCGAGCAGCGCACCGCUCCAGGUGCUCCCCGUGUGGGGCAUGGGCGGCGUGGGCAAGACGGUGUUCGCCAGGGACGUCCUAAAAAGCCCGAAACUCGGGCAGGCGUUCCAUCUCAGAGCUUGGGUCACCGUGCAGCACCCCUUUGUCAUGGCUGAGUUCCUCUCAAGCUUGGCAAGCCAGCUGGAAAUGGAGGCGUCACGCUCAUUGCUGGCCGCGCAGCCGCCGGCGCUAGCACGAGCCACGGUCGUGAGGCAGCGCGGGGCAGCCAACGCUCUACCCGCUGAAGUGGUGCGGCACCUUGGUGGCAGGAGGUACGCCAUUGUCGUCGACGACGUGUCGACCAUUUCGGAGUGGGAGCAGAUCAAGAAGUUUUUUCUGGACAGGAACAUGGGGAGCUGGAUCAUUGUCACGACGAGGGACGAGGAUGUCGCCAUUCACUGUUCAACGUCGUCCAGACAUGUGUACCCGCUCAACUCUCUCUCUCACAAGGAGUCUUUCCAACUCCUCUGCAAGAAGGCACAAAUGAACGACGGGCAAUUGAUGGCGGAGCUAAUGGAGAAGGCGGAUCCCAUCCUCCAGAGAUGUUGCGGGCUGCCUCUUGCGAUCGCCGCUGUUGGAAAGCUACUGUCCACCAAGAUGAAGACGCCAGUGGAGUGGAAGAAGCUGCAUGACCACCUCGGGUCAGAGCUGAAGGGCAAUCCGGGCCUAGAAGAGAUAAAGAACGUCCUCACAUCCAGCUACGAUGGGCUGCCGUACCACCUCAAGUCAUGCUUCCUCUACCUCAGCAUCUUCCCCAAGUACCGGGAGCUUCGCCAAACCCGGGUGUCAUGGCGAUGGAUGGCCGAGGGGCUCGUGCAGGAGAGCUCAGGCAAGGACCCCGGCCGAGCCCGAGGACAUCGGGGAUAA